UGGAGUUGCAACAAGCAUCGUCAUCAAGCGGGGCUGGCUUACCACGAAAGACCGGUCAGAGAUCGAAGGUCUGGGACCACUUCUCCCAACCAGUGUCAAAGCAAGUCUUGUGCAAACAUUGCCAGGGCAAAUACAAAUAUACGGGUGGUACAACGAACUUGUCCAAUCAUCUGCUAACAUGCCAAAGUUACAAGGAGAAGAGGGAAAGUGAGAAAGGCAGUGAGCCGAGCGAGCGCAGCGCAGCGCAGCGGCAGCAACACGUACCACGGUUGGGACAAAGCCAAUGGAAUCGUUUGUAGUAUCGCACUCGAAGAGAACUUGUAAUUCGGCCAGGUCAACUCAGAUUCGGGGGCUCAUCGCCGACUGGGUCACUGCUGAUAUGCGUCCUCUUGGGAUAGUAAACGAUCCUGGGUUCAGGCAAUUGCUGUCCUUCGUGGAACCUUCAUUCACCGUUCCCUCACGGACGACCAUCGCAUCCAUGGUGCGUCGGCGGCACGAUGCUGCACGAAAGGAGCUUGUGACAAAAUUAGCAGGUGCUACAUCAAUUGCUAUCACAACGGAUGCGUGGACAUCGAAGGCUGUGGUCUCCUUUGUAACGUACACGAGCCACUAUGUCACGGACGACUGGAAACUGGUGUCGCACGUUCUUGAGACCAAGCGCUUCAACGGGAGUCACACAGCGGAAACCCUUGCUGCCAGCACAGAAGCAGUUCUUAGCAGAUUCAACAUUGCGCAUGACACUGUGCAGUGCUUAGUCCAUGAUGAAGCACCAAACCAGAUGGCAGCGAGCAGACUUCUUCGCAGCCAACAUCACUGGGAUUACCAAGCUUGCGCUGCCCAUCGGUUGCAAACCUGCAUCAGGCAUGCUAUAACAGCAUCAAGGCCUGUCACGAAACUGCUGGCUUCUUCCAGGCAACUUGUUGGCCACUUCAGCCACAGUGCCAAGAGCACAGAGGCGCUAAACAACAAGCAAGUAGCUAUGGCGUCAGGUAGCAAGUCUGGCACUCCUCUACGAGUCAUCCAGGAUGUUCCAACGCGAUGGAACAGCUCCUUUCUGAUGCUCCAGCGCCUGAUUCACCCGAGGCUGCCAAUCAUGGCGGUUUUGGAAGACCCCGAGCUGACCAAGAGCUCCCAUCGGCACCUGCAGUUGAAGGACCACCAGUGGAAUCUCGCCAAGGAGAUAGUGGCAGCACUGGAGGCACCAGCAAAGGCUACCACUGUUCUUGGUGGGGAAACCUACUGUACACAGACGUUGGUGGUGCCGGUGGCCAAGUCUUUGCUACGUGGUCUUCGUAUUGCGAAUGAGGAACUCUCGGCAUCGGCUGCGGAUUUCCGGAAAUCACUGGCGAUGGAAAUCAAGGUGAAGUUUUCCCUCGAUCCAUUUGACCCAAUCUCGCUGCCAUCUGUAUCUGCAGCACUGGAUCCCAGGUCACGGAGCCUCGGAUUCUUGGACAGUGACGAAGACAAGGACGAGUUGAAGUCAGAGAUUGUUCGCCGGGUGUGUGCUCAAAUCACUGCCGACAGCGAUGGGAGCAGCUCUGAUGACGAAUGUAUUCUGGAGCCACCUGCCAAGCGACCUAUGGAAGAGGACAUGUCGUUGUUCUUCGCGUGCCCUAGCGUCGAGCCAUCCACAACUUCAUCGGCAGCAUCGGAUUGUGAGGUGGAGGUAACCCAAUUCUUCACGGAGAAACAAGUAGGCUCAUCUGUGGACCCACUCGAUUGGUGGAGGACGAAUGCGGACAGGUUUCCCACCAUGGCAAGGUUGGCAAAGCGCGUGCUGUGCAUACCUGCCACCUCUGUGCCGUCGGAGCGAGUAUUUUCAGCGGCUGGCAUCAUUGUCAGCAAACUACGAGCAAGUCUAACGCACGAGAACGUUGAUGCACUCGUCUUCCUUCAUGCAAACAGUGGUCUUCAGGCAGCAAGAACUGCUGCCCCUGUGGCGGUCCAGCAGUUGAUGCCACGGCUUGAGAGGUUUGCAGAGGAAGAAGCCGAUGACUUGCCUCCUUUGCCUGACCUGUAGACAGAUAGUUGCAGCCAGUGCGUAUCAUGAUGUUCCAUCAGUUCUUUCUUUCUUUAUUCAUUUAUUUAAUUAACUUCUGAGCAGCUGGCUGUUUGAACGCGUUUAGUCUCCUCAGCGGAGCUCAGAAUCACUGAUUGUGUGUACUUCUUUUAGUUUCAAUUUAUUUGACUAGUGGCUCUUGGUUGCCUUCUAGGGUUGGCUGUUGUGAGAAUUUCACCGUCACAUAUCGAUGAUAAUAUUAUGAUUGAUAUGAUUGAUAUCACAUCUGAUAAUACUGCACAUUUGUGCCCUAUUCAAGGCUAUUGGUAUUGAGGUCGGGCGUGAAUGCGUGAACACGUGAUCCAUGUAUGUACGUAAUGUGUGUGCAUGCAGACAAGUGAACCGUGGCAUGUGGUGUGAUGCUGGAAAUGGGGAAAGUGACAGUGCAGGCAAUAGUCGUAUACUCGAAUACUCGAUCGGAAAAAAAUAGAGUACUCGUACUCGAGUUUUGCAUGCACACUUUCACCCCUAAUAAAUGGUGAAACUUUUGAAGUGCUGCUCAAUGAAAUCCGAUCAUGUGAGUGAAUGCCUGGCCGGACACUGUGCAACCCUAGACCUACGAACACUGGGAUGUGUAGUGGUGCAGGGCUACGCAGACUGGUUUCCCAGGAUCGGAUUUCAUUGAGCAGCACUGUACAAUAUGUUGUAGUCUGAGGCAAUUGCUCAUGGUCGUCAAAUAACCAGAAGUACCACUAUGUCAGACACGUUAGUUUCAAAGUACUGUUGCACUGUCGGUUGGGUUUAAUACACUCCUUAAAAAUCAACUCUUUUUUACAACCAAUAUCGAGUGGACACAGCAUCACGACAAGCUGUUCUCCAAUCCCUAAUAGCUCGCCUGCCGGAUGUUGAAAGUAACAGUCAUAAGUAAAAACAGAAGACACAAAGAAGCACCAAUGUACAAAGGUGAUGAUCUUAUUUUGAGUGAUCACCAUGAUACAUCUUGAUCAGCACGAGGCAUGAUACAUCUUUGGGAUAAUAUUAUUGAUUGCACUCACAUCUGCACGUGGAUGUGUUUGUUUGUUGCAUGUGUUGCCUAUUGCUUACUGACAAUGGUGCUGUGCUUUCUACUACAGAACUACUAACUAUGUCGGUUGAGGAUGUGGCCAACUGGCUGCGCAA
Molecule: messenger RNA, 3178 nt
Organism: Sycon ciliatum
Lineage: Eukaryota; Metazoa; Porifera; Calcarea; Leucosolenida; Sycettidae
Product: zinc finger BED domain-containing protein 4-like
Exons: 1
Coding region: 284-2020 (578 amino acids)
Biological process (GO): regulation of transcription by RNA polymerase II
Cellular component (GO): nucleus
Molecular function (GO): protein dimerization activity
Source: RefSeq, a predicted model, not a curated record